CGAGACAGAUUUUCGGAGUUCGAGUGGGGCUGUGCGAAAUAAAAUUCUGAUCCAACUCGACUCGCAAUCUUUCCUUUACCGAAGUGGCUGUCGUUGCGAGCAGAGGCUUGUUACGAUUUGUCCAGAAGUCUGUCCGAAUUUGCCCGAGACGAGGAAUUUUCCUGCAAACCAUGGCUGAACCCAAGGCAGACAUUGCGCUGAUCGGCCUGGCUGUGAUGGGCCAGAAUCUGAUCCUGAACAUGAAUGACCACGGCUUUGUCGUGUGCGCGUACAAUCGCACCACCGAGAAGGUGGAUCAGUUCUUGGCCAACGAAGCCAAGGGCACCAAGGUCAUCGGGGCCAAAAGUCUGCAAGAGAUGGUCGGCAAACUCAAGUCGCCGCGCCGAGUCAUGAUGCUCGUCAAAGCCGGGCAAGCCGUGGACGACUUCAUCAAACAGUUGGUGCCUCUACUGGAGAAGGGCGACAUCAUCAUCGACGGAGGAAAUUCCGAGUACCAGGACACAAAGCGCAGAGUCGAGGAACUUGACAAGCAGGGCCUGUACUUUGUUGGUUCAGGAGUGUCUGGAGGUGAGGAAGGCGCCAGGUAUGGACCGUCCCUCAUGCCAGGUGGCAAUCCCAAGGCUUGGCCUCACAUCAAGGAUAUUUUCCAGUUAAUUUCUGCCAAAGCAAAUGGGGAGCCUUGCUGUGACUGGGUGGGUGAAGAAGGUGCUGGACACUUUGUCAAAAUGGUGCACAAUGGUAUCGAGUACGGAGACAUGCAGUUGAUUGGAGAGGCCUAUCAUCUAAUGAGGGACACCUUGAAACUGUCUCACGAGGAAAUGAGCAAGGUUUUGGACGAUUGGAACAAGGGUGAGCUGGACUCCUUUUUGAUUGAAAUCACCAGGGACAUCCUCAAGUACCAGGACAAGGACGGCUCCUACCUGGUCGAGCAAAUCCGAGACUCUGCCGGACAAAAGGGAACUGGCAAGUGGACAGCCAUUGCUGCCUUAGAGUACGGAAUGCCAGUCACUCUGAUUGGCGAGUCCGUCUUUGCUCGAUGCCUAUCCUCGUUGAAAGAAGAACGUGUCCAGGCCAGCAAGGUGCUCAAAGGACCAGCCACCUCUGAGUACAAGGGUGACAAGAAAGAGUUCAUUGAACACAUUAGGAAGGCUCUCUACGCAUCCAAGAUCAUUUCCUACGCCCAAGGUUUUAUGUUGAUGAGAGAAGCUGCGAGUGUCUACAAAUGGAACCUGAACUACGGAGGUAUCGCCCUGAUGUGGCGCGGCGGAUGCAUCAUUCGUAGUAUCUUCCUCGGAAACAUCAAGGCUGCCUUUGACAAGAACCCCAAACUUUCCAAUCUGCUGUUGGACAAGUUCUUCUCCGACGCCAUCCACAACUGCCAGGACUCUUGGCGCACUGUGGUGGCCGCUGGUGCCACUCUCGGAGUGCCCACUCCUGCAUUCAGCACUGCUCUUGCCUUCUACGACGGAUACCGUUCUGAACGCCUCCCUGCCAAUCUCAUUCAGGCUCAAAGAGACUAUUUUGGUGCUCACACCUAUGAGUUGCUCAGCCAGCCCGGCAAGUUCGUCCACACCAACUGGACAGGACAUGGUGGCAAUGUCUCGGCCAGCACAUAUCUUGCCUGAAACACUCAUCGUCAGAUUUUGAAUGUUCAAAGAAGUGUCACAAUGAUAGCAUUUUAAUUUGUAUUUUUCUACUAUUACAUCACAAAAAACAUUCCACUUUCCUAAUCUUGUUGCUGAUUGAGGCUUUGGGGAUGCAAUAAUUAAAUUGUUGUCUACUUUUAAUUUCAAUAUAGAUCAAAUUAUUUUCUUUUCCUUAAAUUAUAAAAAUUUGUUAAAAAUCUUUGUUAUUUCACCUUGUUUAUUAUUUUGUUUAUAGGUGUUAAAAAAUACAAUAAAUUGAUUUGCAGUACCCCAUCAAAAAAA
Molecule: messenger RNA, 1928 nt
Organism: Neocloeon triangulifer
Lineage: Eukaryota; Metazoa; Arthropoda; Insecta; Ephemeroptera; Baetidae
Gene: Pgd
Product: 6-phosphogluconate dehydrogenase, decarboxylating
Exons: 7
Coding region: 171-1625 (484 amino acids)
Biological process (GO): pentose-phosphate shunt; pentose-phosphate shunt, oxidative branch
Cellular component (GO): cytosol
Molecular function (GO): phosphogluconate dehydrogenase (decarboxylating) activity; NADP binding
Source: RefSeq, a predicted model, not a curated record